AUUAGAACAUAUACAGUGCAAAUUGGUGUGUUACUUUUUAAACCUGAGAGCAAAAAGCCGCCGCACGCAUAAGAGAUAAGAGGGCAAAGUACAUGUGUGUUAGAUAGAGAGACGAUCACCACCGUUACUGUGACGGUCAGCCUCCAUUUUCGCGGCCGCGUUUCCGUCGGGUCCGUUGGUAAUGAGAAAGAUAGCCGGAAGAGGAAGAAGAGCUUGUAUUAACUCGAUAGCAAGGCGCCGAGAGAGAGAGAGAGAACAUGUCUUGGGGGUUAAAUAGAAAGGCCGUUGCGUCCGUUGUUAAGGGAGAUCGACCUCCUUUAGAUGCGUCCGUUGCAAAUGAGAAAGCGUCGAGCUUGUCGGAAGAGGAAGAAUGGCCGCGGGAAGGUGACCCUUGGGGGCGGAGGAGAGAAGCGAUCGAGGUUCCGGCUUAGUGUGAAGGAUGACGUGGCAUUUUAUGAUUUAAGAUCCCGCCUAAAAAAACCCUACAAAUUACAAUCUUUCUCCCCACUCUACUGCUGUCUCUCCCUCUCCAUUAUAAGGAGAAAAUCACAAUAUCGAAGGAGAAAAGCACAAUCGAUGGAUGGAGAAGAAGAAGCAAACGCUAAUUUGCUCUGAAUCGAGUUCAUAGAGAAACGCACAAUCGAUGGAUGGAGAAGAAGAACCAAACGCUAAUUUGCGUGAAUCGAGUUCAGAGAGACAAGCACAAUCGAUGGAUGGAGAAGAAGAAGCAAACGCUAAUUUGCGUGAAUCGAGUUCAGAGAGACAAGCACAAUCGAUGGAUGGAGAAGAAGAAGCAAACGCUAAUUUGCGUGAAUCGAGUUCAGAGAGACAAGCACAAUCGAUGGAUGGAGAAGAAGAAGCAAACGCUAAUUUGCGUGAAUCGAGUUCAGAGAGACAAGCACAAUCGAUGGAUGGAGAAGAAGAAGCAAACGCUAAUUUGCGUGAAUCGAGUUCAGAGAGACAAGCACAAUCGAUGGAUGGAGAAGAAGAAGCAAACGCUAAUUUGCGUGAAUCGAGUUCAGAGAGACAAGCACAAUCGAUGGAUGGAGAAGAAGAAGCAAACGCUAAUUUGCGUGAAUCGAGUUCAGAGCUCCGAAGGAUUCGUACUGCUUUUUUCAUUUUCAUGGAAGACUUCACCAAGAAUCACUCCCAGAACCAGAACCAGAACUUUACGGAUGCUCUAAAAGCUGCUACUCUUAGAUGGUGCUCCUUAUCCAUCUAUGCGAGACUGUGUUACUUUGCAGCUGCUUUCAUGUACAGUGAAAGCAACUACAAAGAACACCUUUUCUGGCCAGAGGAAGAAGAUGAAGAAACUGAUGAUAAAAUUGAUGAAGAAGUCGAUGAGAAUUCUGCCCUAACUCCCUUCCUCAUCUUCCUUGCAAUGGAGUUUCGUACUUCUUCUGAUAUUGAUAUUUCUAUGAUUGAAACAAAGUGGCAAUACUUGACUGAGAGGCAGAAGAAGCCAUAUUAUCUCUUAGCCUCUAAGAGAUUGGCCGAGUAUGAGGAGAAUCAUAUCAACUCUCAACCGCUUCCUGAUGACUCACCCGUAGCUACUGGGUUGACCACUUUUCUCUCUGAGAAUAACAUAGCACAUGAUGUUCGUUCUUUUGUUGAGAGAUGGACAUCUCUCUCUUCAGCAGAGAGAAUGCCCUUCUUCAUUAAGGCUGACAAGAAGAUGAAAAUAUAUGAAGAUCGUUGUCUCACAUUCUUGAAAACUGAAUAUGGCGUCUCUCUCUUCCCUCGGAACUCCUCCAUGGUAAAGAGGCUUCACAAUUCUGGAAUUUUUGGUUGACAAGGAGAGAUUGGAUAGAUUCUGGAAUCGUUAAAGGUUGUUAACAAGGAUAGAUAGAGAGUGAGCUUAUGAGUUGUUGAUCUUUUUAGCUAUGAGUUGAUAAUCAGAAAUUUGUUGAUCUUAUGAGUUGAUAGAGAGUGAGCUUAUGAGUUGAUAAUCAGAAUUUUGUUUUUUAGCUACAGUUUUUGCAAAUGUAACAAGUGACAAUUUGUUUUUUAGCUACGAUGAUUCUGAACCUUACAGGUGACAAUUUAACAACUACGCUACACAUUUAAUUUUCAA
Molecule: messenger RNA, 2074 nt
Organism: Camelina sativa (false flax)
Lineage: Eukaryota; Viridiplantae; Streptophyta; Magnoliopsida; Brassicales; Brassicaceae
Source: RefSeq, a predicted model, not a curated record